This is a messenger RNA of Neopsephotus bourkii (Bourke's parrot), 3374 nucleotides long. It is a transcript of the gene IFT27, whose product is annotated as intraflagellar transport 27. Bases 91 to 744 code for a protein of 217 amino acids. Lineage: Eukaryota; Metazoa; Chordata; Aves; Psittaciformes; Psittacidae. The transcript has 9 exons. Gene Ontology annotation, molecular function: GTP binding; GTPase activity. Gene Ontology annotation, cellular component: Golgi apparatus. The record is from RefSeq and is a predicted model, not a curated record.
CCGGAGCCAUGGUGAAGCUCGCUGCCAAGUGCAUCCUGGCAGGUUAACCUGAAACAAAGUGAGGUGAAGACACUGAACUAUUUAGUCAGGAUGGAUUAUGGAGUUGCUGGAACCUCAGAAGCAACUGACCAUCAACUUGCACAAAGCAAAGGUGUGAUCUUUGGCAAAUGCAAAAGAAUUAAUCAAGAAUUAAUCUCCUUUGCACCUCUUUUGACAGGAGAUCCAACUGUGGGAAAGAGUGCUUUAGUCCAGAUGUUCCGCACUGAUGGGGCUCAUUUUCAGAAGAACUACACACUGACAACGGGCAUAGAACUGUUGGUGAAGGCUGUAUCAAUUCCAGAGACAAGUGAUAGCGUGGAAUUUUUCAUUUUUGACUCUGCAGGAAAAGAUCUAUUUUCUGAAGUGCUGGAGAAACUGUGGGAGCAACCCAACGUCCUGUGCCUUGUGUAUGAUAUCACUAAUGAGCAAUCUUUCAACAACUGUGCCAAGUGGCUGGAGAAGCUGAAGGCUCAAGCAGCUGGGAUGCACAUCCCAGGUGUUUUAGUGGGGAAUAAAACAGACCUAGUUGAUCGUCGAGUUGUGGAACAGAAACAAGCACAGGAGUGGGCUGAGAAACAUGGCUUGGAAUACUGUGAGAUGUCAGUGAAGGAGAUGAAAAAUUUUGAGACCCCUUUCCACAUGCUGGCAAAGUCAUUCCACCAACUGUACAGGGAGAAAGUGGAAACUUUUCACUCACUAGCUUGAGGGCUGUGACUGGCAUGACUUACUUAUCCUCUCAGCUUGUUCUAGUGCCCAGAAACCUGCAGACUGGAAUACAGAGUGAAGAAAAGAGAUGAGCUAUUUGCUUCUUCAUGGUCAUCUUCUGGUAAUUCAAAAUAAACUAGAAAUAAGCAAGUGGAAAGACACUCUUCUGCAGUUGCUACCUCAGCAUUCCUUUCAUGUCCUCUAACUUGGCUCUGUACUCACUGAAAGUAUGCUAGGUUGGAGGAGGCGGGGAGUAAAAGGGGAGGGCAGAAUGGAAAUAACCAGCUCUUUGCUUUGAUACUGUCAUGUGUCUUCCCUGAACAGACUUCCUGCUGCUACAAGCGAGGAUUUAGAGGUUUGGAGAAGGAGAGAGGAAGCUGACAGGAUGUUUUUCAACUUAAGCAACCCAGCAUAUGUUGCAGGGCAGGACUGAUUUAGCCCUGAUGCUUGAAAAGCAUUUUCAGUAGGAGGCCUAUGCCCUAAAAUCAACACAUGGAGACCGAGAUAUGUGGGAACUAAGCUGGUUUUAAGUGUGUUUCUAGGAGUAUCCAGUGUUCGAGGCCUGUGUUAACAGCGUUACCCUAAUCAGCUGUAGGACUGAUAUGCUGAUGACUAAUACGUGCUUGUGACUUCCAGAAUCUGGUGCUUUUCUUCAACGUGGCUCACUUUCAGUGCUUGGUAGGAACUGUCUUGCAUCUGUACCGCUGUCAAUUGGUAACGCAGUGCCCUCUGCUGGUCCCAGGUCACAAGGUUUCUCAAGGAGCUACCUCUCUGGAGGCGAGCAGGACUUCCUACAAGCAUAUCCAAACUGGCUAAUAUGCAGAAUGGGAUCAGAUAGCAAGAAUAUCUCUUUUAUUCUAAAUACGAGUGCAAAAUUUGAAACAAAUUCUCUUUUAUUCUUCAUGUGUUUCAUCUUACUUGGUUUUGUGUCAUUUUUCUUUUUGUCAGCUGAGCUCAGCAAUACCAUGCUCUUACUAGGCUCAGACUAGAAUGAGAGUCUUCUUUGUUGUUAAACUUUCCCUGCUUGUCCUUGAAUUUGGGAUUAAAGACCACGAUUUUGAUGUUGCUAGGGGAAACAGGACUAAGGAAAUGAAAGACAGCCCGGCUAAGUUACUGUAACUCAGCCGUGUCUGGCUAGAAGUUUUUUAUCAGGAAGGGUAAAAGUUGAUAGAGAGCUGCUUUUCUGUGGGGAGUACUGAUGUUGCAUGUGUAAGAGUCUUUUUGCUGAUGCAGUAUGUGAAAGCAUCCAUGGUCAGGUACUGCCUUGUAACAGCUUAAUGCUGAGAAGUUCAAAACUGUAACCUUCUUUUCUCCCAGAUUGUGUCAGCCUCCCUUGGACAUGGGAGGCUGAAUUUUGUACUCAUAAGUACUACAGUGAUUUUUCAGGCAGGCUUUUCAGGAAUCUGUGUUUCAAGGCUUUUAUACAUUCAUUUUAUAACCAUAUUUAUGCCCAGUGCUAGGAAAAGUACAUUGGAUUGAACGUAAGAAAUAUCACUGCAGAUGUUGUAGCAGAGGUUAUGAAGCACUUAGAGAAUCUGGAGAAGCAGCUGGGCUUAUUUCACUGGUAACUGUGUGUUUAUGCUGGGAAUUAGCUAGGGAGCAUGAAUACCAGCUAAAGAGGUUAAGUAGGAGCUCAGCCCAAAAGAAAAGGUAUCAGUUCUUUUGCUAGAAGCCACCUCAAAAAAUGACAGAACCACCUGGGAAAGCUCUUGCUCCCUGUAAAGAAGGAAGGACUCCUCUACGGGCUUAGGGUAACUAGAAGACUCACUCUUUUUUGAGUUGAAUUAGCAUUACUGGCAUUUGUAUCUUACAUUGGUUGUCCUGUUAACCCUGGGAGGUGUCUGUUGAUUUCCAUGGGCUGAGUGGAGUCUCAUCUGCAGGUGUUGAUACCUUUGACUGUUAAGAAUAUUAAGACUAUUAAGAAUGAAAGUUAUUUUGGAUGCUGUGCUGAUCUAGUUAAAGAACUAAAGAAAGCUUGAUUUGAUUUGGUAGCUCAUUUCCCCUGGUUCUAUUGAUGUUGUGAUUACAGCACAACACAGAUACUUUUUCAUAUUGAAAAUAGCAUGCCAGGUGUGUAUGCCAGCUGUGACGUGGUAUAUAGGGGGAAUGAAUGCCUUGGGAAUGGGUGAUGAAAUGAAUCCUAUGCAGUCUUUAACCAGGGAGUUCAAUCUCUCUGUACCAGAAGGACCUCCUGUAACUUCAAAUAAACAGUCUAAAUGCACCAGUAAGAUGAAGAUGGGUGAAUGCUGUUUUAUUAAAUGAAUGCAAAAGCUGGAGGAUCUCAUUAAGGGAAUGCUUGCAGUGGUGAUUUGUGAUUUAUAGGGGAGCUGCUUUUGAGAGGUUAGUGAAGAAAAAUGCAUCCCAUGCAGGGAAAGAUGUAUUGCCUGAGAGAGGAAAUGUAUGAUCUAAUUAGCUAGCAGUAGGGAUUCACCCACUGCCCCUUUCCCUCUUCUCACAGGCCAUGACUAGAAUUAGAAAAGAGGCUGUGUCUAAAGCAUGUUUCCCAACUUGCCUUUACAGGACUAUUUCAAGCACUAAAUUAAUGUUCUUCAAAGUGGUAUGUUUGACAAUAAUCAUCUCAGUCCUUCCAAAUGCAUUUUAAAAGCAUCAUAUAUUGUCCUUCCUGGCUA